This is a messenger RNA of Camelina sativa (false flax), 1386 nucleotides long. Its product is annotated as serpin-Z1. NCBI's taxonomy places the organism in Eukaryota, Viridiplantae, Streptophyta, Magnoliopsida, Brassicales, Brassicaceae. Gene Ontology annotation, molecular function: serine-type endopeptidase inhibitor activity. The record is from RefSeq and is a predicted model, not a curated record.
GAAGUUGCAUAUCUCUCUUAUCUCUUUCGCAGCAAGGUCAAAGUCAGUCAUGGACGUGAGAGAAGCUUUGAAGAAGCAAAACGAAGUCUCCAUGUUCCUUUCAUGGCAUCUCUUCUCUACUGUAGCCAAACGCUCUAACAGCGUUUUCUCGCCGGCGUCAAUGAACGCAGUGUUCACCAUGAUGGCUUCUGGUCCCGGCAGCGGCAGUUCUGUGAUCGCCGAUAAAAUCCCCUCCUUCCUCAGAUCUUCUUCCAUCGAUGAGCUCAACUCUGUUUUCAGCGUCAUUGCUACCUUCGUCUUCGCUGACGGUAGUCAUAUAGGUGGCCCAACGGUCAAAGUGGUGAAUGGCGCUUGGAUCGACCAAUCAUUAUAUAUAGAUCCAUCUACGAAUAAUCUCUUCUACAACUUUUUCAAAUCUGUUUUGGCUUCAGUGGAUUUCAAAUCAAAGGCUGAAGAGUUGCGUAUGGAGGUGAAUGCAUGGGCUUUACAUUGCACCAAUGGUUUCAUUAAAGAUCUUCUUCCUCAUGGAUCCGUUCCAGAGGACACCAUCUGGAUUUAUGGAAACGCCUUGUACUUCAAGGGAGCUUGGGAAGAUAAAUUCCAUAAAUCGAUGACGAAAGACCAAGACUUUCACCUUCUCGAUGGGACUUCAGUUUCUGUGCCUUUCAUGAGCAGCCAUAAGAACCAAUACAUAAAGGCUUAUGAUGGUUUCAAGGUCCUUAAGCUCCCAUUUCGACAAGGCCUUGGUGAUACCAGUGGAAGUUUCUCUAUGUAUUUCUAUCUCCCUGAUGAGAAAUAUGGUUUGGAUAAUCUUGUGGAGAGAAUGGCGUCAAGUCUUGGUUUCUUGGAUAGCCAUAUCCCGACUCAAAAGGUUGAUGUUGGUGAUAUCAGAAUCCCAAAGUUUAAGAUCGAAUUCGGAUUCUCGGCUUUAAAGACUUUCAAUAUAGUAGGAUUGGAUAGGGUGGAAGUGUACCAAAAAGCUUGUGUUGAGAUUGAUGAAGAAGGUGCUGAAGCUGCUACUGCAACUGCUGUUGUUGGAAUCUUUGGAUGUGCUUUUGUGAAGAGGAUAGAUUUUGUUGCUGAUCAUCCAUUUCUUUUUAUGAUUAGAGAAGACAAAACAGGAACCCCUUUGUUUGUUGGUCAGAUCUUUGAUCCUUCUAAAUCUUCUUAGACUCCGGAAGUUAAAACCUUGAGUCUAAGGUGGCCUGGUUAUAUAGUUCGAUAGGAAAAAGUUUAUUCGACUUGAAUCCUAUGUUUAGAUUUGGUUAAGACCGGAUCACUUUUUUUAUUCGUUAAUGAGUUGUAGUUUGAGUCUUUUAUUCUUAUUGAUUGAGUCUCAAUAUGUUUAGUUUUCUUCAAUUUUAAAUUUUACUCUGUUUCUCGUUA